This is a messenger RNA of Suillus plorans, 1392 nucleotides long. Its product is annotated as transcriptional regulator of RNA polII, SAGA, subunit-domain-containing protein. NCBI's taxonomy places the organism in Eukaryota, Fungi, Basidiomycota, Agaricomycetes, Boletales, Suillaceae. Gene Ontology annotation, cellular component: SAGA complex. Gene Ontology annotation, molecular function: transcription coactivator activity. Gene Ontology annotation, biological process: regulation of transcription by RNA polymerase II. The transcript is spliced from 5 exons. Bases 62 to 1015 code for a protein of 317 amino acids. The record is from RefSeq and is a predicted model, not a curated record.
ACCAGUAGUUCAGCGUACUCAAUUACUCAAGUUUGCUCUAACGGCUAGCCAUUAGUUACUAAUGUCACUAUCCUCGACGUCGACAAUCAAGAACCAGCUCAAUGCUGCUCUGGGGCAGAAGGCCCCAGCCUACUUUGAAACACUCAGCCAGUUUGUUUCUGGCAAGGUAUCCAGGAUAGAAUUUGAUGAAUCCGUUCGCCAGGCGCUGGAUGCUCCGAAUUUAGUCCAGCUACACAACUCCCUUAUCAUCUCGUUAUUCGACUUUACCGUCCACCGUCGACUACCCACACCCCCUCCUGAUGUAUCGAAGCCCCCGCCACGUAAACGUCACCGAACGUUGCCUUACCAAGGCCCGAAUGACAACGAUGAUACUUUGCGAUCGUCUAGACUUAAGCGAUGGACUGUGUCUCUGGGGAAACGCGAACGCGACCGCAUACGAACACUGCAGUCUGUUCCCACCGAACGCCCGAGACCUCGGAAAGAAACUGAUGAGAUAGCAUGUGAUAGAGGGGUGUUGUUGUUAGGCGAGCGCGGAGAUCCGCCUGGCAGUCGCUUGUCAUUAAAUCUUGCAUCGGUCUCAAGAGCUCCGACAUUACAACAUAUCUCGGAUAGAGUCAAUCUCAUAGCAGCACAACAUAACCUUGGCGCACCAUCACGAGCAGUAUCGUCGCUAUUGAUGCUUGCAUUUGAGGCCAAACUAAAGCAACUCAUAACACACGCACUUUCUCUUACUUCGACGUCGCAUGCAAUCGCCUCCAUAACUCCAUCCACACGUCACUCGCAUAGCCGUGUUCUCACUGCAUCGUCUUUCGAUACCCUAUUCACAAUUUCGCCUGCUGUGCUGCCGAAUAAAUCAGCCGCGGCUAUGCGCUUAGCCAUUGGCGACAACGACAUUAUGGAUGAUGAAGAUGUCAUCCUACUAAAGGAUCGGGAGGUCCGAGAUCAGCGAUGGCAGAUACUUGCUCUGCUUGGCGAACGAAGCACAGUCAAUGAAGCCCUUAGGAAUCUCAGAUGACAACCUCUGUUAUUUCAAUUGCUACCCGCUACUUACUACCCAGUCAUCUCACUAGCACAGGACGUGCAUCAAGGACUCGAAGGCCGAAGUCCUUUACGAAUUACGGCAGCACAAUUUACCGGAUAGUGGUCUUGACCAGGGCAUCAUGAGUCAGAUCCUAUCAUCCACAAAUAUAAGCUUUGUUCCCAGCCUGAGGCCUGAGCGCCAUAUAUUUCAGCAUCCACCAACAUCAAUUUUUAUAUCGUUCAAACAGCUUUAAUUAUUCCUUCUAGCUCAUAUAAAAAUGAAAUCUUUGGUAUAUAUUGUCUGCGAAACAUCCAGGCUCGGGGUUGUUUAGUCAGUCACGUUGGAGCUUACCAGGCGAAAUCAAUUUAGGC